Molecule: messenger RNA, 957 nt
Organism: Trichophyton rubrum CBS 118892
Lineage: Eukaryota; Fungi; Ascomycota; Eurotiomycetes; Onygenales; Arthrodermataceae
Exons: 3
Coding region: 1-957 (318 amino acids)
Cellular component (GO): membrane
Molecular function (GO): signaling receptor activity
Source: RefSeq, a predicted model, not a curated record
AUGACGGUAUUACCCGCCCUUCGUUCGCGCGGUUUCGUCGCUUCACGGCCUCCACGAGUUGAUCUAGAUGAAACACCGCCUCUUCUACCUAGGAAAAGCCAGGAGCAUGGCGCCCUCACGCUCUCCAACAAGGAAGUACCGCAUUGGCUGGGAGAAAGCAAUUAUAUCCUGACUGGCUACCGAGUUCCAUGCAAUUCGACCGCUCGUUGCUUCUACAGCUGGUUCUACACCCAUAAUGAGACCGUUAACAUCUAUACGCAUCUUAUCCCGGCCAUUGGCUUUGCCGCUGCAGAGGGUUUUGUUUUCCGGCACUUCGAGGCUCUCUACCCUGAAGCUCCGGUGGCGGAUAAAGUGGUUUUUUCACUCUUCCUGCUGACAGCCAUAAUGUGUAUGAGCUGCUCGACAUUGUUCCACACAUUCAUGAGCCACUCCGAGAAGGUGGCCAAGGCAUGCCUGCGUGCCGACUAUAUGGGAAUUGCAGGGCUGAUUUUCGGUGACAUCAUCUCUGGUACUUAUGUGGUGUUCUAUAGCGACACAGCGUUGUGGGCUAUUUAUUGGACAACUACAUUUGCGUUCAGUUCCUUAACAUGCAUGAUAUUAUUCCACCCGAAAUUCGAAGGUGAGGAGUACCGAACCUUUCGUGCGUGGACAUUUAUCUGCACCGGAUUGUCUUCACUAGCACCCCUGAUGCAUGCCAUCAUACUUUAUGGCCUUGAGGAAAUGAUGGAACACGGCGGGCUCCCGUACUACCUCCUUGAAGGUCUGUUGCACAUAAUUGGGGUCGCCUUCUAUGUGACCCGCAUCCCAGAGUCUCUGAGACCAGGGAAAUUCGAUAUUUGGUUCAAUUCGCAUCAGAUAUUCCACAUCUUGGUUGUGCUGGCCACUAUAUCGCAGGUUAUCGGCAUCUGGAGCGCCUAUGACCAUAAAUAUUACACUGAGAUAAGUCUACUACAUUGA